Podarcis lilfordi (Lilford's wall lizard) is the source of this 42299-nucleotide messenger RNA. The record is from the annotation of a GenBank genome assembly. NCBI's taxonomy places the organism in Eukaryota, Metazoa, Chordata, Lepidosauria, Squamata, Lacertidae.
CAUUUUAUUUCAAAAUACUUUGAAAAUUCAUUAAUGUAAAUGCACGAAAGCUUUGGCUUUCUCUAAGACAGAAAAUGGGAAAGGGAGAUGCUACACUUUAUGAAAAUGUUUGCAGGUGUGAUAGGGAGGCGGAGAAUGGAGGAUGAAAUGGGGAGAGGAAGGGAGCUGGGAGGGGAAACGUCCCAUCCAGAGCAAGUCCCAUUGAUUUGUUCCUUAUCCCAGUUAAGGUGUUCUUCUUAUUUGGGCGUUUCAGUCUCUGGCAAGCCGGGAUCCAGGCGUCUUCAGGAUGCCCCCCCCCCCGGCCUGCGCCUUCUCCGCCUGGCUCUCUCUCGGCAGGGAGGCUGAGCGGGCUCCUUCGGCUGCAGAAACAUGGCUGGAGCCCGAAGUCGGAUUCGGGAGAGGAACUCGUAGGCUGCGCUUUUGUGGCGCUCCUGCAGCUGCGGGUCUCUUUUGCUGAGGCGGUUUCCCCCUCUUCGCCGUUUUCUAGUUUUGCUUCCGAUCUGAAUGUUUUGCUAUGAGCAGCCUGGGCGCACUUUUCUACGCCAAGGGCGAGACGUGUAAACGUUUGGAAAGAAAGCGGCGCUGACCCGAAGGCGGCUGAUUUCUGAGGUAAAAUGCUGGUUAUUAUUCCUAUGCGGCGGCUGCAUUUUGCUGACAGGGAGGGAAGCGGGCGGCGAUGCGCCUGCCGCGAAAUCUCUCUCUCCGGGGCCUUUUGCCCGGCGCUCCGCCGGCUGCAGCUGGGCCGAGAAGGGGCGGAAGAGGCGGCGGCUCCUCCUCCUGCUGCUCCUGGCCGGGGCUGCGGGAGAGGCGGCGCUUGCCGGGUCCGCUCUGCUCGCCGCCGCAUCGCCGCCCGCCCUGGGCCCAGCCGGCAGCCCGGAGAGCCGCUCCAUGGUGGCGACGUGUCGCUUGGGAGGCGCUAGGCCGCGGCGCCGCCUUGGCAGCUUCUUCCCGCAGGUACGGAGGGGCCGGGGAGGCGGGCGGGCGGGCGGGCGGAGGAGGAGGCCUCCUCGUCGGCCCCGCCGUGAAUUCCAGGCCCCCAAUGGGGCUGGAUCCCGGAACUGCGCUCCUGCCCCCUCGAAAGCAGCAGCAGCAGCCGCCGGAUCCGACCCCUCAGGAAAGGCGCAGGCGAGAGAGAGCGAGCGGGUGCUCGGAUCCCCCCGGCAGCCCAAGGGAGCAGGCCGCCCUCUGGCCGCCAGGAGCCCCGCACAUUCUUCCGUAGCGCGCUUUGCAGGAGAUACUCUCCUCUUCCUCCCUCCUGCACCUGAUUUGCGGGGUCCGGCUGCCUUCCCCGCAGGAGUGCCCCUCGGCCCCGCGAUUGUGGGUGCCCGGCCCCUUCGGGGGAAUUGGGUGGGUGCUCGGGCGCCCAGGGAGCCAGUGCCUGUGCCAGACCCGCCAACAGUUCUCUGGUGAAAAUAGGGACGCCCCAUUCCAUAAUGAUCAUUUUACUAUUUAUACCCCACACAUCUUACUGGGCUGCCCCCAGCCACUCUGGGCAGCUUCCCACAUAUAUAAAACAUCAUGAAAAAACUAAACAUUAAAAAAACUUCCCUAUACAGAAUUGCCUUCAGACGGCUUGGAGAUCAAUAACUCCAUAGCCUCCAACAUUUCUCCAAUGAAAAUAGGGACGUUCUAAGGAAAAUUGGGACUUUCCGGGAUCAAAUCAGAAACUGGGAUGGCUUCUCUAAAUCGGGGACAUCCCUGGAAAAUAGGGACACUUUGAGGGUCUGCCAUGCUUUGUCAUAACCCCUUUCCUCUCCCUUUUCCCCACCCUCCCCAAAUUGGCAUGAGCUGUGACCCCAUAGUUCCCUUUCCAGAGGAUAUCACCCACUGCUUUAAUUCUUCUUACACAAAUACCUUCCACCCCUUUUAAGCCAUAGGGCGCUGUUUGCAGGCAAUCCUUUCCGCCCACAAUUUAUCUCCCUUGUCCUUUCUUUCCAUGGAAGGUUGUAUCCUGCGAACCCCACAGAGGGCAAGUAGGUUCCACGAACUGCUGGUUCUUCUCUAGACUGACCAGCAUCACCAGUCCAUUUUAUCAGAUGCACAAAGUGUUAUCAUGAAUAAUUUUAUAGACAGACAGACAGAUAUAUGGAAGGUGGCAGGGUGGAGUGGAGUUAUAAACAUUGAGGUCGGAAGGAAUGAAAUUGAGAACAAACAGACACACUGAUAUGUUAACAGCAGCCAUUCACACGAUAAAGUUGUUAAUAACAUAGACUUCUUUAGUGUGGUUUUAAAAAACCCACUUUUGUCCCAAUUCAGUGUACAAGUUACUGACCCUCUUGAGGACUUGUAAGCUAUUAAAAUAGUAUUAAAAGGCUAGCUUUCCACCAGUAAGAUUAAUAGGCAAGGAAUGGCCAGUGAAGUCCUACCCAACCUUAGGCACCAAUUUACCCCAUCAAAGCUUUUUUAAAAAAACCAAGUGGUUUCAAAUUUGUGACAUAAAUCCAUUUAGAGAGUGGCAUCUUGUAUUUUGAACAGGAAAAUAUCUGAUAAAAAGACAAGACGUGGUGAGAUCCUUCCAAAGCUGCUGCAUACUCUACCUUAGGGGUCAGCAAACUUUUUCAGCAGGAGGCCGGUCCACUGUCCCUCAGACCUUGUGGGGGGGGUGUCGGACUAUAUUUUGAAAAAAAUACAGUGGUACCUAGGGUUACAUAUGCUUCAGGUUACAGACUCCGCUAACCCAGAAAUAUUACCUCGGGUUAAGAACUUUGCUUCAGGAUGAGAACAGAUAUCGUGCUCUGGCUGCACGGCAGCAGCAGGAGGCCCCAUUAGCUAAAGUGGUGCUUCAGGUUAAGAAUGGUUUCAGGUUAAGGACGGACCUCCGGAACGAAUUAAGUACUUAACCUGAGGUACCACUGUAUACGAACGAAUUCCUAUGCCCCACAGAUAACCCAGAAAUGCAUUUAAAUAAAAGGACACAUUCUACUCAUGUAAAAACAUGCUGAUUCCUGGACCGUCUACGGGCUGGAUUGAGAAGGCGAUUGGGCCAGAUCUGACCCCCGGGACUUAGUUUGCCUACCCAUGUCCUAGGUUAUAUCCAAGAUAAAGUAUUAUUCGUGUAUUAUGAUUCUUUUGAUCUUAAGGUAUAUUUCAGCUGCAGAAUGAGAAAUGAGACAAAAAUGCUGAUGGCAAAAUCAAUGAGAAUACUAUUUGGAAGUAAAAGUGAUUCACUGCUAGGCUUGUUUAAUAUUAAAUUCUUUUGGUCCACUGCUUCUAAACUCUGAAAAAGACAAAUAGGAAAAGAAACAUAUAAGAAGAUCCAGCUGGGACAGACUAGUGGAAGGGUUUUGUUUAUUACUAUGUUACCCAGCCAGAUUGGCAAGGCAUUACUACUAUAUACUACUUCUACUACUUUUUGUGUUUUUUAAUAUUGAAAACUGCCCUGUGAUGCUCGGAUGAAAGGUAUAUAUGUGAUUUAUUUUGAAGGGUUAUAUAUACACUUUGCCUUCACAGCUGCCCCCAUCUGUCCUUCCAUGCUAAUAUGUGCUUAGCAUAUUAAAUGCACCUGAUAGCUGGUACUUGGAAAGUGCCACCAUUGAGCUUUUCCUUUGACAGUCUGGAUUGAGAUGCCUUCCUACAUUGUUUUUGUUAUGUUUUCCCAGCAUUAUAUGCUUCCAUUUUGGCAUAUAUAAUUAGAAUAAGAAUGUGUCAUGUAUUCAUGGGUUUACAACAUAACUUCAAAUGAUACCCGAGGAAGCAUCAUGUCUUAAUGUCAGACAUAUGUGUGUAUAGUGCAUUUCAUUCAUAUAUAUACACCGGAGUAACCAUCCUAUCCUCAAACUAAAAAGUUCUGAGUUGGGCCACAUUCAUGUUUAUAAAUGAGUUACCUUACUCUGUACCAAAAAAGUCACCUGGUGUUAUUGUACAUGGUGUCUUCUGUCCGUUCACCUCUUUUUAUCAACAUUUGAAAUGUUAAUCACACAUUUGAAUGUUUAUUCUGUUUUUCAUAAAUGUGUUUAAUCUUUUGUUUAGGACUUGAAAAUAACCGUGUGUGUUACAAUCUCAAAGGUUUUUUUAAACUGAUGGAACUGGAAGAAAUAGGAGGUCUCCUUACUGGGACUUUCUUGGACUUUCCUCAUUAAGGCUUGCAAACUUAAUAUUGUUAUACUAAAUCAUUUGUAGAAUAGUUGCAGAGUGCAAUGUGUUGGAAAACGCCCAGGGGUGCCUGCUAACCCCCAGAACUCCCAACAUCCUCCGGUAUGCGCAACGCUGGAAGAGGCAUCUCCCCGCUCUUCCAGUGUGCUUAGCGACAUAAACCAGCUUGAUUGAUGCACACUAAUCAUCUAGCAUAACACAGCAAGAAGCGUGAAACAUCAUAGUCUAAUUCACUAUUUAUAAUGAAGUAAAAGCAGAAGUACAUUACAAAGUACAUACAGUGGAAGAGAGAUAAGGCUGUUUUCCAUUCCCCCAGUCUGCUCAGACAGGCAUGUGAAUUAUACCAGUCACAUAAUGCAGCAUUGGAGGAGUGAAAUUGCUAACAUCUUGUUGAUACUAGUAGAGACUACUAACAUUGAUAUAUCCAUAUAUAUGCGCACCAAGAUGAGCACUUCUUCAGUUUGGAAAAUCAAAGUUAUAUAAGUGGUUACAUAUAAAUUUAACCUUGGAUUGAGUUUACAUUAUUUUCUGUGAUCCAUUAUUUUCACUGGAGUGAAAUGGGGGUUACUAGAACCCUCUAAGUCUAUUCCAUGGGUAUGCAAACUAAGGCCUGGGGGCCGGAUGUGGCCCAAUCGCCUUCUCAAUCCGGCCCGUAGGCGGUCCAGGAAUCAGCGUGUUUUUACAUGAGUAGAAUGUAUGCUUUUAUUUAAAAUGAAUCUCUGGGUUAUUUGUGAGGCAUAGGAAUUGGUUCUCUCCCCCCCACCAAAAAAAUAGCCCGGCCCCCCACAAGGUCUGAGGGACGGUGGACCGGCCCCCUGCUGAAAAAGUUUACUGACUCCUGCUCUAUUCUAUCUGCCAAACCCAGAUAACUCCUCCCAGAAAAUAAAAUAAAAUUAAAUUAAAUUAAAAAUCUGAAUGAAAUAAAUAAUCCAUUUUGAAAAUCAACAAGAGUCCAAGCCUAUAUGUUUAAAGUUUUAACAGGGGUGGCUAACCACCAGUUCAGGGGCCUGAUCUAGUCUCUCAAGCAUUUUUUCCCCCUGUUUCCCAACACUCUGCCAGUUUUGGAGAGGGCAAUGUGUAUAUAUUUCUCCAAUAUUUGGGGUUCUAUCCAGCAUGAGGACACAUUUGUCUUGUUUCCUAGUCACCCUCUUUGGUUACAGUCCUCUUGGUACUCACCUCCUGAGUUUGCUAUUACAGUACAGUGGUACCUCAGGUUACAUACGCUUCAGGUUACAGACUCCGCUAACCCAGAAAUAUUACCUCAGGUUAAGAACUUUGCUUCAGGAUGAGAACAGAAAUCGUGCUCCUGCAGCGCGGCGGCAGCGGGAGGCCCCAUUAGCUAAAGUGGUGCUUCAGGUUAAGAACAGUUUCAGGUUAAGUAUGGACCUCCAGAACGAAUUAAGUACUUAACCCGAGGUACCACUGUAUCUGGGUCAGAAAUGUAGCAAAGACUUGAGUACUUUCUUUCAUUUGUGGGGGCCCUCACCUGCACAAAAUAUGAUUUAUUGAGAAAGCAAUCAAAACCUUCAGUGUGCCAUGCUGGAUGGCAUUUUGAUGAGGCAGGAUUGUCCCUCUCCCUGACUUUUAUCAGUUUCUGCACUUACUUCCAAGUAAGCAUGCAUAUGAUUGUGCUAGUAAUACUUUUAUUGACCUGUUAUGAGCUGUAAUCCUAAAUAAUACGUGUAGCUAGGGUCUUAACUGCUAAGUACUGAAGGUCAGAACAGGUUCUUAGCUUAUUUGGAAGUAAAUAAGGGACAUGUUUUUGCAAAACUAAUAUAGUAUGCCGAGUUUCAGCCUACUAUUUCCCCAUCUGGGUGUGGGGCUACCUGCACCUUAACUCUGGGAGUUAGGUUUCCUCUCAGCACUGGAGUCUACUGCCAGCUAAGUGUAUAUAGGAUUGCAGCUUUAACCAUUCCAUUUUGCCAAGUUGGAAAAGUUGAAUGUUGCAGACCAAUGAAGGGAUUAUUUAUCUAGAGGUUACUAUUUCACAUUUGCUAUCCCCCAUCUCAGUGAAAUACAUAUUCCAGCCUUCCACAACUUUCCAAUUUAUCAACAUUCAUUGACUAUGAUCAUUGAUGGAUUGAGAGAUCUGAGUCAAGAAGACCUUCUGACCCAGCCAAAAGCAAUUACCAUAUUUUUCGCUCUAUAAGACGCGCCAGACCACAAGACACACCUAGUUUUUGGAGGAGGAAAACAAGAAAAAAAAUAUUCUGAAUCUCAGAAGCCAGAACAGCAAGAGGGAUCGCUGCACAGUGAAAGCAGCAAUCCCUCUUGCUGUUCUGGCUUCUGUGAUAGCUGUGCAGCCUGCAUUUGCUCCAUAAGACGCACACACAUUUCCCCUUACUUUUUAGGAGGGAAAAAGUGAGUCUUAUAGAGCAAAAAAUACGGUAUUAUUAUUUAGUUUGAUUUCGCUUCUAUUCUACCUAUUUGACAUGUAAGCAUAGCAGACCCUGCAAUGAAUUCAAACAAACAAACAAACAAAUGAGUAAUCCUGCAGGUUAAAUUUAGGAGCUGGUGUCUUAACUUGUAUACUGUUCAUAUAUACUUUAUAAACAGUUUAAAUUAAGCAGUAUGAGGAACUUUCAGGGUAAAACACUUUGGCUUCAGCUCAGAGCUGUUUGGAAGUUUGGAUGUGCAGACAGCUCUUACUCGCUUUCUUGACUUGGACAAGGGCAAUCAUUGCAUUUACUGAAACUGUGUGCUUUGGAAUAAGCAAUGAGUCCCUGAAUUUCAGGGAAUUUAUUUGGGAUUAUUUAUGUAUAUUUGCCUAUGGAUUCCAGAUGCUUUGCUUGCAAUAACUGCAAUGUGUUUCAUUAAGACGUAGCUUAGAUCAGUAUUAGGUUAAUUUAAUUGAUCUAAAAUUUGACAGACUACUGUUAUUACAUCAGUGAGGGAAGUAAUAUCAACAUGAAUAAUUUUCAGGCACUGAAAUAUGAGUUCUUAAAAAGAUCUUCCAAAUGUUAAAACUGGAACAUUUGUAUGUUAGCCUUGCCAGUGAAAAUGGAAUGACAGUUAGGUGGAAAUAUAAUAAAAAUAAAUGUUCAGCAAAGUUUAUUAUAUGAGCUGUGAUUAAUCGAAGUUCAUAUUUUAGUUUCUGGAGCCAUAUCAAUGCCUACCUUAAGCAUGGGCGUAGCCGCAGGGGGGCAGUUCCCUCCCCAAAUCAAUAAAAACCAAUACAAAUCUGCCCCCCUAACAAAAGCCUUUCCCCCCAACAAAGCCUGGCCCGUCCAACAAAAAUCCAGGCUAUGCCCAUGAAUGUAAGCUAUAGUUUCUGCAUCUAUGUAGAAGUACAGUGGAACCUCGUAUUAUGGACAGGAUCCAUUCCGGAGGCCUGUCCAUAACACGGAACUGACGCAAGUUGAAGCGCUGUGUCUGUGCAGGCGCAUGGCGUGAUUUAGCGCUUCUGUGCAGGCGCAAGUGGCAAAACCCAGAAGUUACCCGUUCCGGUAUUUCCGGGUUGCUGCGGACACAACACGAAAACACGUAACCUGAAGCGGACGCAACCUGAGGUAUGACUACAGGAUACAGUUGCAGUCUAAUGUAGGAGUGCAAUUAAAGUAUUUUCUGUUGGUGAUACUUCAGAUUUUCUUGUGAGGUUUUGUUUUGUGUUCAUUUCACUUUUACUUUGUGAUGAGAUUUGAAUUGGAAGGCUUGUGCAUUACUGCAUAUUUGAAAAAAAUAUUCACUAAAUUCAGAAGGAUGCUGUUGUUAUCUAAAUUAGAAAACUUAACAUUGCAAUAUGAGGAAGCAUCUUAGUUAAUAAGCUGGGGCCAUUCUUCACAAAUAGUUAGUUUGAAUGUCCUGCACAGGUCUAAGAUGUAACGGAAAUGAUUUUUACCACGUAAUUGCUAAUUGUGGAGCACACUUUGAUAUUUUCCCUUUUGAUACUAUUUUACUAGAGCAAUUAGGAAUUGUGACAUUUUGUUCUUUUUGUUGUUGUGUGAAUAGACUGGUGUGUACAGUGGCUUGCUGAGGUUAGUUAUUUAUAAGAUCAUAGAAUCAUAGAAUUGUAGAGUUGGAAGGGACCCAGAGGAUCUAGUCCAGUUCCCUGCAAUGCAGGAAUAUUCAGCUGUCCUUUAUAGGGAUCAAACCUGCAACCUGGGUGUUCUCAGCACCAGGCUCUAACCAAGUGAUGCUAAAUUUAUGACUAUACUCAAAUAGCUGUUAGCUGUGAAUAAUUUAGUGUGGCAUCAUGUUGCUGCUGAUUUAGGACUGGUUUAUUGGUCUAGUGAGAUGACUUCAACUAGAAACAUUUACUCUUCCUGUUAUGUUUCUGUUUUGUUACUGAAAUUAAGCUUUUCACCUUUGGCAGGGAAUAAGGUGAUUGUGCACGGUAGAAGGGAGAGGAGGAAGAUGACGACGAGAAAGUUGAAAGCAAAAGCAUUAUACUUUUUCCAGAAUAUCUUACAAAGACUGCUUAUCCCACUUGUCUCUUCCCUAGCAUGUUGGUAUCUGUCUACAGUAAUCACAAAUUGAUGAUUUAUGUUCAAUUAAUCAGCAUUUCCAUCUUAGAAAAUUCUACAGGAAGGUAGAACCUGGUUGCAUUCAGUGAACUAGAUGAAGACUAGUUGAAGAAAAAGGGUUUAUGAAGGUUUAUUGUUAGCAUGUACUCAAAACUUUUCCUAGAAAGAAAAAAGCCCCAUGGGUAUCAUUUGUUAACCAGUGGGCUGUUAUGACCAUUGUUAAAUUGAAGUAAUAGGUAUCUGGUAUAUUUGAUUUGAUCUUGGCCAUUUGUUUUCCCUAACUUAUCUAAAAACUGCUCUAGCCUUAUUUGUAUGUAUCUUAAUGGACUGAUAGUCCCAUAUUUGAUAAUAGUUAUUAAUAUACCACACAUAAUGCAUAACAAUUAUGUAUAUUUCUAAAAGAGAGUCUACUUAAGGUCACCAAUGACACCCAGUGGAUAAAUACUGCAAUUAAAUCACUUGAAAAUACCACACUAUUCUUCCAAAUACAGUGGUAUGUCGGUUUUUUAACGUCUCCGUUGAUGAACAUUUCAGUUUUCGAAUGCCAUAAACCUGGAAGUAAAUGCUUCGGUUUUUGAACAUGCCUUAGAAGUCGAACAGAAAUGCGGCUUCCGCUGAGUGCAAGAUCCUGAGGCCUAGCUGUCGGCUAUUGAGUUUUCGAUUUUUGAAUGUUUCAGAACUUGAAUGGUCUUCUCGAAUGGAUUAUGUUCGAAAACCGAGGUACCACUGUAUUCAUUAAACAUAAAGAAGACUGUAUGGAGUUGUCUCAUUACAUUUUUCUAAACCAUUUUAUCUCCUUUUUUACCUUAACUUUCAGUUUCUAUAACUGGGUUGUCAUAUUAUAAUUGCCAUCAGCCUGCCAUAAUAUCUAAAAAGAUGUUUAUGAAUACAUGUUAUCUCUUUUUCAUUCAGUACUUAACCAGUGGUGACUAUAUGCAAUGGCCUCAAGCCACCGGUCUUCACCAGUGCCUCCAUCAAAGAGCAGUGAUGCUUUCAUUAAAAGGGAAGUGGAUUCUGCCAAACGCUUUCGACCAGUGCAGUCGCUGCCAGAUGUAUGUCCCAAGGAACCAACAGGUAAGUGUCUCUAACAAAAUUGGCUUAACUUUUUUCCAAGCUGAGUGCCACGUUACCCCAUUGAAAAGCUGUUGAGUGCCACAUUACAGUAUGUAUGUAUUAAAUUUGUAUACAAAUUUAAUACAUACCGUACAUUCAUACAUACAGCAUAAAAACAAAAACAAAAGAAACAAGAACAAAACCAAAACACACCAAUAACCCCCCUCUCACAAACACAUUUAAAAGGACAUAGAAUGUUAAUCAACCAAAGGGCUGGUUGAAGAGGAACAUUUUUUUGUGGCACCUAAAGAUAUAUAAUGAAGGCGCCAGGUGGGAUCUCAAAGUUACUAGGUCUAGACCCUUACCCUUAACUCUCUCCCUCUCCCUCUCCCCAUACACACACCAUAUCUCAUGGAAACUGACAUCUGUGUUUGAUACACGCGUGUCCCCACUUAAAUGAGGGUUAUGUUCCCAGGUACCACAAGUACACAUGACAACAUGUAUAGAACACCAUCUAAAAAGCCAAACUCCAGCACAAUCACUCCCUCCAAACCUCUUUUCUUAAACUCCAACUCUCCACAGGCCUCCCCUUUCGCACAUUUUUGCAGUUUAAAUAGAUUUAUUUAAUUAUUUACCAGCUCUGCGUGUAUACAUGAGUUGAACACGCGUAAGUGGAGAGACGCCUGUCAUUAGCAGGGUAGGCAUGGUAAAGGUUAUGCUGUUAAACAUUGUGUACCUGUUGAACCUGUUGAACUCUGUGGACAUGACAAACUACAUUCUAGUGAUUUCAGGGGAUCUUUUCUGAGUGUGACUUAGACAGAUACAAUCCUUAAAUAGUGAAUUGACAUUAGUUUGUUUAUUGCACAGUUGCAUAUUACUACAGACAUAAAAAAACAGUAAAUGUUUAAAUUUCGGAUAUUUGCUUUAAACUUGAUAGCCUAUGUGAGCUUGAAUGAAAAGAACAUGCUGGAUGAGUAAUAAAUCAAUUUCAGUAAGAUUGUUUUUAUAGCAAAAACAAUUAAAAUCAAUUUCAGGCUUAUGUAACUCUUGAAAUGCUGCAUUGUCUUCUAAUUCUUCUCUUAAUUAUACUCUUAGGUUCUGCUAUUUUAAAAUUUUUUUGUACCUUUGAAAGGAGCAAACAAUAGUAAAUUACAUGAUGACUGUUUCAAUGUGUAGAAGAUUUGUAGGUCUGUCAUUGUGAGGCUUUGCAAAAUGCACAAAGAUAACAAUUGUUAAUAUGCUUCAUUUCUCUGAUACCUGAAAUUACCUGCUGCAUGGAGAUUUGUAUCUGCUACCUCACUGCCAACAUUGGAGAGGUCAGAGUUUUCUGUUCUACCCUGAAUGCUAAAAGCAAUAUUAAGAUAAGAUGGAUAUAUUUCAGUCUAAAGACAAAGGUGCAGAGCAGUCCUGCAGUACAUAAUUAGAGUGUAAUAUCUUCUUAAGAUAUUUAUUUGUAUAGUUAAUUCUGAAAUUAUGCUGCAGAUUUUAUCUUGUCAUUGCUGGAAAAAAUGCAUGCCUCUUUCAAGUUACUGUUUUGUCUUUCAGGUGAUCCUAAUAGUUUAUGUGACAGUCCAUCUUUAGUUGCUGAUCAACAUAGAUGGACUAUUUAUCAUUCCAAAGUAAAUCUCCCAGCAGCACUGAAUGAUCCUCGGUUAACAAAAAGGGAAUCUGAUUUCUUUACAAAAACAUGGGGACAGGAUUUUGUGGACAUUGAAGUUGUGCCUUCGCUCUACCUCCCACAAAUCAGCAAGGAAUUUUUUGUAACAUACCAACAGGAAAUUGUUCAGGUAAAAGAGAAAUCCUAUGAUAGACCUGUCUAUUUCUGAUGUUCAGGCUGUGAGUGCUGUUGCUUUUGUAGCAAAUAAGCACGGAAAAAGGAGAGUUGGGGGGAACCCAAAGCUAGAAAGAAAGAAAGAAAGAAAGAAAGAAAGAAAGAAAGAAAGAAAGAACCCAUAGUGCCUCAAAACAGCCUAAUGAGGAUUGGGUCUGCUCAGUGGCAAUGGAAUGCUGACUGACUUUUUUUGCGUAUUCUGUGCAGUUUAAUUUGCUACCUCACAGAAGAUGAUAAAAAUGUAUUUGUCUCUUUAAGUUCUUUCACUGUUUAUUUUUCUUCUUGCAAGCUGGCUUAGGACCUAAAUUGCUUGGUUGGUGAGGGACUGAGAGGGAGGAGGUGAGCAGGAAAAGGAAUCUUCUGCCAGACCAGGCAGGCAGAGGAUGAGCACAGUUCAUGCUAAACAAUUUUUUAAAAAGUUAAUGCUAACUUGUCAGCCAAAGCCAGCUUUGAGCUAGUGUUUCAGAUCCUGUUUUGUUAGCCUCAUAGAAAACCAUGAGGAUGUACAAGCAAACCAUAGUUUAGCUACACAAAACUGUGGUUUCCUGUUACAUCUGAAGUGGCCCACACUUAAUGGAAUUUUUUACAUUUGUUGCACACACACAGUACUAUAUGAACAUUUUUUAAAAGAUUCCAUAUGCUGGGAGGAGAAACACGACUUGUUCAUUUAAACAGUUUUUCCUAUUUUUAAGCAGCGUGAUGAAAGAAGUACAAGCUCUCUGUGCACAAGGGCUAAAAGCUUGGAACAGUUACUCUACUCUGAAUGUGUCUGCACACACUCUACCUAGCCCUUCUCAGUUUGAGGAGCAAGGUCUGAAGAGGACUUCAAGAUGCAUUUGACUGAAUGAAUUUGGAAGCUUCCUUGCAGUAGGAAACCAAUAAUCCAGAGUUCCUGAUCAUGGGGAGGCUUCUAAGUCUGUCCAGUUGGAUUUGCAUAGAAGACCCCUUCAUGCUAAGCACACUAAGAUGGAGAGUGGAGGGUUGGUGCUGCUGUACACACAAAAGUUGUGGGACACACGGACACCAGUCCCCUGCACUCCCCACCCCCCCUUGCAUGUUCAGGAUGAAGGCCUGAAGAGUACUUUAGUGCUAAACCUUACAAAGAAGCCUUAGGCCCUCAGGUGCUUUGGGACGAUAUGUCCCACCAGCCAUGGAGAUAAUGGGGGUUGCAGUCCAACAGCAUAUGUGGACCUAAGGUUGGGGAAGUCAACCUUCAGAGGAUAGCCCAGUCCUAUGCAUGGCUACUCAGAAAUAAGAGCUAUUGUAGGCGUUAUUCCCAGGUAUGUGCGCAUAGGAUGUCAGCUUUAGUUAAAGGUAUAAGAAAAAUUGGCCUUGAUAUAUAUAUUUUAAUCUUUACUAUAUUUUAUUAAUAGGAAUGCAGUCCUGAAUUACACAAUUGCAUUAUAAUAGAUUUAAUUUGUCAGUCAAUUUUCAUUUUGCAUAGGAAACUUAAAUAAUGUGCUGUGGGGAAAAAAUGUUUCAAACACAGAAUUUUCUUCACCUUUUGUAGAGAGAAAAGAUUCAUGAGAGAUGCAAGACCAUUUGUCCUCCUAAAGAUACUUUUGAUAGGACACUGUUACAUACUCAUGGUAGGUUACAGGUUUUCUUGUAGCUGCGUAGUCAUUCUCUUUAAUUUACUAGGGCUGCCAUAUGUCCCGAAUUUCACUCUUCAUUGGAUAAUUUGAGUCCCUGAGCGGGGAACAAUGAAGUAAGGUAGUCAUAAAAUAUGCAGGAAAAAGAUAACAAUAUACAGAAAUGACAGAGUAUAGAAAAAUGGGGCUAAUAAAACAACAGCUUCACCAUAAAGCAAGCAAAGAUAAAUUACAGUGAAGACAGCAAUUAAAAUUUCUAAUUUCACCCAAUAUCUUGGUAAAUAAAAUACGACAUCUAGCUGACUGAAAUAUUUCAAAUUGUCUGCCCUGAAUCUUCGAAAAUUCAGCUUCAUUUAAUGCCCCCAAAUUCUAGUAUUUAUGAGAGAGAGAGAGAGAGAGAGAGAGAGAGAAACAUUUCUGUAUUCACUUUCUCUAUGCCAUGCAUAAUUUUAUACACCUCUCUCAUGUACCCUGUCUUUUCAACUCUCCAAUGGCUAGAGAGUGAAAGAGGUGAAUACCUGCCUCCCCACUGCCUGCUGAGAUGGUUCUUCAAUCUACAAAGGAGAAUAUUUGCUUUAAUAAUAUUUUCUUCUAUUUAUCUAAAAUGGCUGAGUUCAGAUUUUUCUUACUUGUGUAUAUUCAAUCUGAAACCAAAUCCAGAAACAUUCCAAAGUUUAAUAAGGGCCUGUAUGUUUCAUAAAAUUGAAAAUGAAUGAGCAAUUGGAGUUUACUGUGGAAAUAUGUAAUUUGAAUCUUCUAUUUGUUGCGGCAUUUUAUUUUUAGAUAAAUCCAGGACAGAUCUGGAGCAAGUACCUAAGGUAUGAUGGAGAUUUUCAUAGCUGUAAGAAGAAAUGCUUUGCUCGUGUAUUUUGCUUAUUAAUUUAUUUGGGCUGUAUGUAUUAUUUAUUGAAUUUAUAUUCCGCUCUAUACUCGCAGGUCUCAGGGCGGUGUACAGAAUAGAGAUACAUAUUUUAGCAUAGCUUAUCAUACUCUUAUAUGUGACAAAGUAUGCAGAAUUUAGGCAACUUAUCAAAAUGCAUCAAUUCCAGUUGUUUUCAGCAAUCUUCCUCUUUUUGAAGUUGUUUCUUUUGCUAGAUUCUGAAGAUUAACUAUUCACAUUAACACUAUAGUCACAUUUUAUUUCAUUUUUGUCCUUUGCUACAAUAAUCCGUACAUAUUUCACACAUACAUAGGCCCAAUGCAAUAAUGUACCACAGCAAGCUUCAGAUUUGUGUGAUCUCCCCUUCUUUCCUCCUUUGUCCACAAGGUUGAGGAAUGGGGGUCUGCACUAUACAGGUAAAGGUGGGAACAUUAGUGGUGUGUGGUAAUGAGAUGUGAUUGACUUCUUUUUUCAGAUUUUUUUAAAACCAGAUUUUGCCUUGGAAGAUCCCCUUACAUUUAAUGCAGUAUUACCUUGGUCUCAUUUUAAUACUACUGGAGGCAAAGGAAAUCGUGAUGCAGCUUCCUCAAAGUUGCUUCAAGAAAAGGUAAAUAAACUCUGUGCUUUUCUCCCCCAUGGGGUACUCAAGGGGACAUAGAACCAGCACCUCUUUUUGUUGUUGUUAAAAAACACUGACAUUUAUUGUAACAACUUCAUGGUGCGUACCAGCACCUAUUUUUCUAGAAAAAAAGCACUGAAUAAACUGUUUCCAUAGCAGGUAUUUGAUCAGUGCAAUGGAAGUUUCUUUAUUAAGAUGCUAACGGUGCAUAUUUUCUUGGCUUGUGUAAUUCUGGUUGAGCUCUUUCAGAAUAAAAUGUUUGUUUGUUUGUUUGUUUGUUGCCUGCCCAUCUGACUGGGUUGCCCCAGCCACUCUAUAAUAUAUAGAUAUUAUAAAGGACUGUUGGUUGUUUCUGUUGGAAGGUUAAGAACAUUAAACCCUAAAAAUGGAUUGUGGCAUAAGCAUUUAAGGCAAGCCACUUUAUCAACAUUUGAAGUGUUGCUUGAUCCUUGCUUGAUACUGAUAUCAUUUCUGAUAUCAAAGGCUCUUAAUCUGCCGUUACCCCAUUUAGGAUGGAUGCACAAUUUAUUUAUUUAUUUAUGUUUAUUCCAUCUCUAUCCUGCCUUUCCUCAAAAUGGCUCAAGGUGGGAUUUGUGAUUCUGCCUUCCUCCCAUUUAUCUUCACAACAACCUUAUGAAGUAGGUUAGUCAGCGAGUCUGAUGUCAGAGUGAAAAUUUGAACAAAGUCUCCAUAAUCCUUGUCUGACGCCGUAACCACUAUAUCAGUUGACUAUCAGCGCUAAUUGAGCCCAGAUUCUUUCUGUUUCAAAGAGAAGCCAGCUGGGCAGAGUGCUGAUUGGAUGGUUGUAGAUUCUGAAGACUCUUCCUGCCUCCAGUAAAAAAAAGGAGGUGUUCGAAAAAAAGAUUGUUGCUUUCUAAAAAGGCACUGAACACACAUUGAGGUGGAUUAACAUGUCAGACACCUGAAAAUACAUUUAAAUUUGAAAGCUUACAUGAAGCAUAGGUAGGAGGCAAAAAUGAACAACUGACUGGGAAUAACUUUGUAUCAAUAAAGGAGCAAAAAUGGGGAAGCCAUCUUUGUUCAGCAGUAGAAAACCCACACCAGUUUUGCCGUGGGAAAUAGUCUGACGCACAUCAGAGAUAUAAUUGAGUGCAGCCCAAAGAAUGGUGGGUGACAGUGAGAAGUUCUUAUUACAUAGUGAGACCAGAAGGCAGUGCAGAAAAUUAAGAAUGCCACAUUACAAUUUAGCGUGUAAGUGAGCAUGAUAUAAGUGAACUGAGCUGUUCAACUGUGGAAUGGACUCCCUGGGAAGGUGGUAGAUUCUCCUUCCUUGAAGGUUUUUAAGCAGAAGUCUGUCCUGGAUGCUUUAGUUAGGAUUCCUACAUUGCAGGGAGUUAGACUAGAUGAUCCUUGGGGUCCCUUCCAAUUCUAUGAUUCUACAAUAUCUUAACAGGAAAGUGGGUAUUCAUUACUCAAACUUGUAAUGAAUCGGCAAAAGCAAGUUAAAUAGGGUAUAUGAACUUUUAAUGGAAGAUAAUAUUGUGGUGCACAAGACACUUCCAGUCAUUAUUGAUCUGAAAGUAUCAAAUCUGCAAAUUAAUUCCAACUUAGCCAGUUCAUGCUGAAGUCUCAUUUUGAAACUUUCCUCCUUGAAGAAUGGCAGCUUUCAAGCCUGUUCUUAAACGUUCAGGAAGAUUGAAAUACACCUCCAGUGUCAUGCUGUAUACUUUUUUCCUUGUUUUUCUUUGUUUAAUUUUAAAUCCAGUGUUCAUUAAAUAUGGUCUGUGUUCCUGGGUAUGUGCAUGUGUGAUUUGUAAAGGCAGCGUGCCCAUUUUACUUGAGUUAAAUGUCUGGUGUUGUGACACUGAUUGUGGUAGGUUAAGAGCACAAAUGUUACAAUAUUGAUUUCUCUUUCUUCCCUCAAGCUGAGCCACUAUCUGGAUAUUGUGGAAGUAAACAUCGCUCAUCAAAUCUCUCUCCGCUCAGAAGCAUUUUUUCAUGCCAUGACCUCCCAGCAUGAGCUGCAAGACUACCUCAGGAAAACCUCACAGGCUGUAAAAAUGCUUCGAGAUAAAAUAGGCCAAAUUGAUAAAGUAAUGUGUGAAGGAUCUCUUAAAGUUUUAAGAUUAUCAUUGACUAGAAAUAACUGUAUAAAAGCAUAUAAUAAACUGAAGUUAAUGGCAACAGUGCACCAAACACAACCUACUGUACAACUAUUACUGUCCACUUCUGAAUUUGUUGGAGCGUUAGACUUGAUCGCGACAACACAAGAGGUGCUACAGCAGGAGCUCCAGGGCAUUCACAGUUUCCGGUAGGUGACGUUUGACAUUCCAAUAGAAAUUCGUAAUCACAUAUAAAAUUAUUAUGAUCAGUUUCAAGGGACAUCUAGUUCAUGCAGAUCUAAGUUGGUAUUCAACUAAAUUAGAGUAGAGCUGUUGAAAUUAAUCGAUACGACUAAGUGAGUAAAGCUUGGCUGCAUACCACCUAUAACUGGUAUCUUUAUAUAUGUUAUUGAGUUGAACUAAUUUACUAUAUUGUUAAUUAUAUUACAGUAUAUUAGUGUCCAGUGAGAAUGUAAUUAGUCAGUUUUUUUAAAAGGCCCUAAAAGUAUCCUUGAUAUAGUGUGAAGUCUUAUUUACAUUAAUAGCUGUACACCACAUAAAUGCAAAAGUAAAGGGUAUUCAGACUGCCCUUCCUCUCUGUCCCAAAUAUAGGCCAAUCAAGAUCAAUGGUUGAGUACAGGUCACCUAGUUUUAUGAGAGAAGGUGGAAAGUUGUCUUUGUCUAUUUUCCUCCACACCAUCCAUAAUUUAAUGAAGCACUGUCACACUCCUCCCUCCAAAAAAAUCUUGUUUUCUAGACUAAAAGGUCCUUUAUAUUUUAGUCCAGGGUUUCCCAAAGUGGCUGAUAAUGACUCCUGGGCUUGAUGGGGCUGUGCAAGGAGUGAAUAAAGACCUAUGGCUCAAAAUGAAUUAGGGGUGGAAAAGAAGCUUGCAGAAAAGGGCAUGUCAUGCGCAGAGUGAGCAUCCCUUGCCAGUGAGGAACCUCUGUAUUUAACAAGAUGAUUCCACAAUACAACCAUAUUCUCAGACCGUGCUGCUUUGCUACUAAAAAAAUUGUCUAUAGGUGCUUUUCCUCACUUUAUUCAUUUACACUGGGUCAUUGAGAACUUCAUAAGCUCAUCCAGGGUUCAGGUGUUUGAGAAACCCUGUUUCUAAGCCUUUCUUAGAGUGAAGAUAGUCAUCCUUUUUGAGAUACGUCGAACAGAAAUCAGUCUAGUGCUCCAGAUAUUUCUUUCCCUUAGAUUUGUGUCAGGGUGUUAAACGCUUUUCUAAUAGUCAUUGAAUGGAGCUCAGCUUUUUUAUUCCCGUGAUGCUCUCUUGCUGGACUAAUAAUUGUGCCCCUUUAGAUUUGUUCUCCAUGCGUUGGUUCUUAUUUACCUUUUUGUUUUCCGUUUGCCCAGAUUUUAGAAAUCCUUUUAGAUCUCCUUGCAUUCUACAAACUUGGUCUUCUCACUGCCCCUUCUGACUCCAUCUCUUUAUUGAAAAAAAUAGAUAGCUCUCACCUCAAUAAAUAUCUUUGGGGAAGCAUUACUGCAUGCAUACCUCCACUGUUAGAAGUCAGUUUACUCUUGCCCUCUAUUUCCUGUUUUUUUAGCCAGCUACUGAUCCCUAAGAGGACCUGUCAACAUCUCCCAUGACUGCUGAGUUCUCAAGAGUCUCUGGUUACUCAUGAAGUGUGUAAUUAGAAUGCAUAUUUUAUAGCAAAUUGUUCUCUUUUCAUGGAGAUGUCUGACAUUAAUGUCACAGUGGAAUUUAAAAGUGUUUUUUUUUCUUUUGCUGCAAAGGAAGACAUAACGUAAAUAAACUGUAUUCAGUGUCCUUUAUUUAUUGUGUAGAAAUUACCCAGAUGAUGCUUAUACAUCCCCAUAUUUUACUGAUAUAGAGAUAAUGGCACUUUCAUGCUCCCUCCCAUAAUUAUUUUAACUUUUUCACACAUUUUUUUCUUGAACAGGCAUCUUGGAUCACAGCUAUGUGAAUUAGAAAAACUCAUAGAUAAAAUGAUGAUUGCAGAGUUUUCUACCUAUGCUCACAGUGACUUAAAUAGACCUCUGGAAGAAGAAUGUCAGAUUCUGGAAGAGGUACAGUACUCCCCAUUUAGAAGGCUUUUUGCGGUCUAAUUGCCUCUCAGGACAUAGAACAGAACACACUGCUGUCAAUGCCUAUUCCAUUCACUUCUCCUCUACAAAAUGAGUUUUCACCAACACAUCUUGAAUCCUCUCAGUGAUUUGAAAGCAUUAAUUUUGGCAUUUUCCAUUCAAUUCUUUUUUAUUUCUCAGCUGUGUCAUAAUGCAUACCACUUGUCCACUCCUUCAUUCAUGGAAGGCACAAAUACAUACCCUGUAUUGUCCUUAGCAGAACUAGCUUCUGUGUAUAGUGUGUGGGGAUGAAUGCAAAGUAUACAUCUGUAGCACAUGGCUUCUACAGCAGCCAAUAAUUUCUGCCGGGCCAGAAUCAAACCUUGACCUUAAUAGUACAGAGACUAACUCCUAUUGUACUUUCCAACAGAUUUGCUAUUUAGCAUGUUAAUUUAUCUGCACUAGUAAGGUUCUAAUCUGCCAUUUGAGUUCUGAUUACCUUUCUUUCACAUGUGAUCUUUAUUCUUGUUUUUUUUUCUAAAUAGGAAAGGCUUGUAUCUUUAGUGUUUGGACUUCUAAAACAAAGGAAAUUGAAUUUUUUUGAAAUAUAUGGAGAUGAAAUUAUUGUAACGGCAAAAAAUAUAAUUAAACAGGUAAUUUAUUUUUGAGGGAUUUUUACCUUUCACGUAUAUAGUAGUUAAAUGUUUUGUGUUUUUUUGUGCUUUUUUCUAAAAAAAAUAUUUAGGGGUACUCUCAUUUUGAUUCAAGAAAAUCACCAUUUUAUAGUUCAAAUUGGGAAAAAUAAAUACAGGAAAUGGAAAAAAGUACAUAGUUUCACAAAAUGUUUAGGGGCAUUCGUCCCCCCAGAAAAAAAGCACUGGUUUUAUGUAUGUCUUCAGGUCUUCUGAUAUUUCCAGGUAUCUAAACCGGUUUUCUUUCUCUAUCAUGAGUUAUACAAAGCCCAAAGAAUGGAUAUACUUUGUUGAUUUAUCAUAUGUUUUGCUUAUUGAUUGUUGUUUGAAACAAUAAUCUAGAUUUUAAAAAUAGAUGUAUUUUUUAUAAGCUGUAAAUAAUGGAGUACCAUAAUCGCUGACCACUGGCCUUCUGACUGGGGAUGAUGGGAGCUGUCAUCCAACAGCUUUGGGGGACCCAAGGUGAGGAAGGCUGCUCUAAAAUACCACCGUUGCAUCUAUCCCAAUCUGGAUUGGGCUUCCCGCACCUGCCAUUUAUUGCUCUCCUCUUUAGUUUAGCUCUGCCCAAUCUUCCUUGAAUCUUCUGUGCUGUUUUGGGAAAAGAGACAUCAUCUUCAUCCUAGCAUUGAAAAGAUUUUAUAUUCUUUGGGUACUAAACACACUGGCUUAUUUUGGACAGUCUUUUCAGGCUUAGCAUACACUAGAAAUGAAGCAAAGAAGGAGAAGCUUUGAAAGGCUAUAGGCCAGGGGUCAGCAACCUUUUUCAGCUGUGGGCUGGUCCACCAUCCCUCAGACCAUGUGGUGGGCCAGACUAUAUUUUUUGGGGGGGAAAUGCCCCACAAAUAACCCAGAGGUGCAUUUUAAAUAAAAGCACACAUUCUUCUCAUGUAAAAACACGCUGGUUUCCGGACCAUCUGCGGGCCAGAUUGAGAAGGCGAUUGGGCCGGAUCCGGCCCACGGUCCUUAGGUUGCCUACCCCUGCUGUAGGCAAUACUUGGUGCAUUUCAGGGUUUCAUUAUCUUUCCUUUUUUACUGUACACAUAAGAUUUUUACACAUACACUUAAAAUGAAUGUGACACACAUGAAUUACACUUAAAAUGUGAAUGUGUAACAUAUAGUGCUCUCAUAGUAAUGUAUGAAUAGGCACUCAGAAUAAUGUUUGAAGGGUACAAAACUUACCCAUUCAGGACAACUUAUCAAAUGUUUUAAAAAGGUAUUUGGAAACCAUAGGCAGGAUUGAGUGAACAUUUUCAGUGGCCUGGGCUUCAGUCCUUAAACCUGGACUUCAGUUUCCUGCAUCAUUCUUCACACAUCACAAUAAUUAGCAGGAGGAAAAUAAAGCUGAAUAAGGUGAUCUGUGAGCAGACUUGCCUAAUGCAUGUGUGGUCCAAUUUCAUUUUCCAUUGUGAAGUUUUUAUUAUUUCAGCUCUGAAUAUUAGGAUAAUCAGGAAGUGUCUGAUUCAGGGGUAGAAAGCUUUCUCUCCAAAUUUAAUUCUAAGACAUAUUUUUCUUAUAUCUUUGCAGUGUGUGGUUAAUACAGUGUCACAAAUAGAAGAAAUAGACACAGACGUGGUUGUUAAGUAAGUAUAAAGUAUAAAGCUUUGAGUUGCCAUGAACUAGAUUUACCAUUUGCUUCUCUAUCCGUGAAUUGCCUACCAAUUUUGUCCACAUGCUUUUUACUUCUUCUUGGCAUCUGUGCUUUUAGCAUAAUUCCUAUAACUUUGAAAGAGUGAAUGUGUUGAUCAUGUGCAAACAGCAGAGGUGAAAAUGGCAGGUCACGCAAGAUACACUUUCUGAAAUUCUCUCUCCUACAUGGCAUUAAAGGUGCAAAGCUUUAUCUCCUUUUCCUCUGCUCAUCAUAGAGAGAGAGAGAAUGAAUUUUGAAAAACUUACGUUAAGGCUGCAAUCCUAUACAUCAGUGGUUCCCAAUUAGCUAGUUUUUCAAAAGCCAAGCCAUGGACCCCAUACUUUUGAAAAUGUUGAUAACUCCAUGGUAGUUUCCUGUACAGAUGAUUUUUUAAAAAGAAAAUGUGGGGUAGCGCCUAAUAAUUUUAGGUAUACUAAAUAAGAGACUAUAAAAUUUGUGAUAUUACCUUUCAAAAAUGACAAAGAUUUAGUUGGCAGGAAGACCAAUUUAAUUUUAUAAACAUAUAGUACAAGUGAACAAAUUAUGACAUGUCUAGCAGCUACUAAGCAUAAAUAAUAAUAAUGAACUUACUUACUUGCAACCCAUCUGGCUAGGUUGCCCCAGCCACUCUGGGCAGUUCCCAACAAAAUGUUAAAAACACGCUUUCAGGUCUGUAGGUGGUUGCUCGCAAGUAAACAGCCAGGACUCCGACUUGUCUUUUACAGGUUUUAUUGAGUUCAAACUAUGUACAGUUCAGAAGUCCAAUCUUAAGAAUGGUUUGUUGAAAGAAGUGAACUCAAGCAUCAAGCUGUGAAACUGGCUUGUUUCAACAAACCAUAGUUAAGAUUAGCUUCUGUUUAGGGUUCAGAUGUAAUGAUAAACUCCAGUUAAUCAAAAAAUAGAAGUGAAAGCUUUAAAUCUCCUCCUGGAGGAGAGGGGAGGAUGAAGUGUGGGAGCUGAGACCACCUGCUGCUUAUUCUCAUCAGGAUAAACCAUGAUUGCUCGGUCCCAGCUCCUGCCAACCUAGCAGUUCGAAAGCACGAAGUGCAAGUAGAUAAACAGCUCCAGUGGGAAUGUAAACGGUGUUUCCGUGCGCUGCUCUGGUUUGCCAGAAGCUGCUUAGUCAUGCUGGCCCCAUGACUGUAUGCUGUACGCUGGCUCCCUCGGCCAGUAAAGCGAGAUGAGCGCCGCAACCCCAGAGUCGUCUGCGACUGGACCUAAUGGUCAGGGGUCCCUUUAGCUUUACAUGUACUACAGAAUUAUCUGCAAAGUUCCUGAAAGUCUUCAGUUUCUGAAACCUCAGAAUACAAAUUUUGCUACAGAAAUUAUGUAAACAUAAUUUAAUGUUGAUCUUCUUCAUCAUUUUUAUUAUGCAUUCCCCCCCCCCCCCCGAGGUGUACUGUUAGUCUUUGUAUCAUUCACCAUAAUAAUAGCACUGUGAGGUGGACCUUAAUAUACCUUUUUAGAGAUUGGAAGCUGAGCCUGAGACGCUGAAGACCGAACUGGCAAGGAUGUACCCAAGGCCACCUUACAGGAUGAGAGUUAAACUGAGUUUAAAUGAAAUUGUAAUUAUUGUUAUAUGGUAUUCUUCAUAGACUUGCAGAUCAAAUGAGGAUGAUGAAUUUUCCACAGUGGUUUGAUCUACUGAAAGAUAUAUUUUCUAAUUUUAUUUUAUUUCUCAAGAGAAUUAAGGUAAGAAGUGUACUUUAUAGACUUUAUAUUGUUAUUAAACCAAUUGAAUUUUGAUACAUUUGGACUUGGAUCUCUUGCAUCAGCUGAGUGAGUUUUCAUGAAAGGCAUUGGAGAGUCCUCUGCCAUUAUCCAAAAGCAGGCAGACUGAAUCUCAGGCAAUACUUCACUGCCCCUUGCUCAGAGCAUAAUCCCUUUGGCAGGUUAAUUGUUCUUCAAAGCUGAAUCGCUGACAUCCUGGGGCCUCUUAGGAGAAUCAAAUUUUAAAUUGAGAGAUCAAGCCUUAAGGCUCCUGCCUAUAAGCUACCCAGAGGUAUUGCUUCAGCUGAGUGUUAAUUUUUACCCUCCUUUGUUAGAUUUACAGUACACUUCUGAAUGAAUUGUAUCCUUGUAUGGCAUUAUAAUUUAUUUGUACAGCUGGAAAUGGAAGUGAAAAUUACCACAAUUCACAUGUUCCUCUGAGGUCAGGAAUGGAAAUCAUACAAGCAAAUACAGUGGACACUCGGGUUGUGAACAUGAUCCGUGCGGGAUGCACGUUCACAACCUGCAGCGUUCGCAACCCACAUCUGCGCACACAUGGGUUGCAAUUUGGCGCUUCUGCGCAUGUGCAAAGCACGAUUUAGCGCUUCUACGUAUGCGCGACCGCCGAAACCCGGAAGUAACCAGUUCCGGUACUUCCGGGUUUCGGCAGUCCGCAACCCAAAAAAACACAACCUGAAGCGGCUGUAACCCGAGGUAUGACUGUAUAAGCUGUAUUCACAAUCUUUUUACUGUGCGAAUAUUACAUGAUUGCAUUAUUUUCUACAUUUUUUUAUGUCUCCCUUCCAUUGGAAUUUAUUGGCGUUAAUUACGCAAUUAACUACACUAGUUUCAGACAGAGCAGAUAGCGAGAUGAAUAAUGUAGAUUUUAGGAGAAGCUAAACUGCAGUAGAACAAGAAACGGUGCUGAUUGUGAGGAACGCAGGGUGGUGCGGAAAUCACUGUUUCCUUCCAUCCCUAGCUCUACAGUGUAACAAAACUAGAUUCAGCAUUGUGGUGUGGGAAAAUAUUGUGAAUUUCUUCAUCAAUUAAAUCUCUCUACGUGCUGAUAAUUCUAGAACUCUGAAAUUGAUACCGUACCUUAGAUCAAGCCCUGAAAGAUAACACUAUCAUUAUUAAUGUUUCAUGUUUUAUCCUUUUAGAAAAAUAUUUGGGGAAAUGGCCUAAUGGCGUAAGUGGCAUAAAUUUAUUGGCCUUAGUUUUAAAAGUCUGCCAGUCACUUUUUGCAGAAUUCAUAUGAACCACCAUGAUUAUUGCAUUUAGCAAGUGACAGAAGAUGUUAUGGGGCAGCAUAAAUGAUGUAAACAUAAUCAUUCUGUUGUGUUCAGAUUUUGCAGUAUUUAAAAUAGAAACAUUCUUGCUAAAAGAUGUACUCUUCAAGGAAUUCAGCACUGUCUCAAUUUUUUUAACCAGCACUUAUUUUAUCUUAGGCAACACUAAAUGUUAUCAGAAGAGUGGUUCUCUUGGUUCUAGACAAGAACCAGAGGAGCAAGGAACUGGGUGAUACUUCUGCUCAGAAGAACUCUGCAAAGGACAGUACCAUAGACGCAGAACUGGUGUAUCUGGCGCAUGAGGGCAUGUUCAUAAGUGAUGCCUUCAGUGAAGGAGACCUCCUGUCUGCAGCAGCUUAUUCUGCCUCUCAGAGAAACCUUUCCCCAGACAGUGAGCCCAGCAGCAGUGACUCUGUAUCUGAGCCAGAAUGUACCACUGACUCCUCAUCUAGCAAGGAACAGACUUCGUCCAGCAUUACACCAGGUGGAAUUGACAUCAUGUAGGUAGCAAAAAAAAAAAAAAAAAAGCAGGAUUCAGUCCCCGCUGCAGCUAAACAAAUUAACGAAAUUAGCACAAAUUCACUGCUUUUAAAUUUGAAAUUGAAAGUAAACUUUCCCAGAUGCUCUAAAAAUGUGAGCCUAAAACUCAGUUUCAAGUUUAAUGCAUAUUCUGCCCAUGUUGGCUUCUCAACUCUUGAGUCUAACACCUUCAGUUUCAUAGCAUUCUGUAGGUUGUACCCAACAGGGUCUUAUGGGGACACUGCAGAGAAGAUGUUAGAAGCAGGAAGGCUGCAGGGGAGAAGAGAAGAAGGGGAAGUCACGGUGUGUGAAUGGAAGUCUGCUCAUUCAGCCUCAGCCAUUAACUUGGCUUCUCUUUUGAAUGUGAUGAUAUAAAUUUAUGACUGCGCUCUAUGAUAUGAUAAUAAAUUGUCCCUCCCAUUUUCAUUUCAGAUCUAAUAUGAUAUAAGUAUUCCAAAUUUUGAAGCCCUUUGUUUUUAGUUGCAGUUAAUUACAGCUGAAGAGCUUUGCAGAUUCUUUCUUCUUUUCUUACCUUUACUUUUCUCUGGUCUCUGUUUGCCCUGUUUAAGAGCCCUAGCUGUGUUCCCUGACUCUACACCCAUAUGAGUUAGGAAUGGGUUUCAGUCCUCCUUUUUUGGCUUCACUGAUGCACCAUAUGGACAUAGAAUUUCCUGUGUUUGAGAGUAGAUAUUAUACAGAGAGCAAGGCAUAGACGCCACAACAGUGAGGUUACCAGCCAUCCACAGCCUUUCCCUGUCAUGAUAUUUGGUAACAUCUUGGACCAGCCUUAGUUGGAGAACACUUGUGGCCACUCAACAAGUCAAAAGGCAGAUCUUUAAUAUUUUUCCCCAUUUCAUUUCUAUACAGCCUCAUAUUUUUAGGGAAAAACCUCAAUGCAGUUUACAGCACAUUUAAGUAUUAAAUAAAACAAUCCAGAAUAAAACAUUACUGAAGAAAGUCAAAUAUACAGUAUGCAUUCAAAGCAACAUGAUUAACAGGAAACUAAAAUAUUAUCUUAAAAAUGUCAGAAAAAAACAUUACAAAGGAGAUAAACUACGGGAUGCACACUUAACACAGCAAAUAAAGCAAAACAGACAUCUUACACAUUUAAAAAGAAAACAUUGCUAAAGGAAAUAAAAUAUCAAAUGCACAUUUAGAAUGGCAUAAAUAACAAGAGAAUAAAAUAUUAUCAUAAGCAUAGAACAUAUCUGCAGCUGUUGCUGCCAGUCCUGCCAAUGGUGGUUCAUGGCGGGUGGCAGCUGUGGAAGCUGCCAAUAUUCUUCCCUCUCUGGAAAUAGCAUGUUGGAAAGACUCAGGUUAGUGUAUACUAUGUUAAACAAAAAUGUGUUCUAGUGGAAUGGUGUGUAAAUAAUGUAAACACGGUGUAAAAGACUUAAAUGAUCAGUAAUUGGCCAUCAAUUGCUUGGUUUUUUGUUUUUUAAUUUUGGUCUUUUGGUCUUUAUUAUUUGUCACUUCACUUGCUGCUGCUAUCUAUUGGACAGUUGAAAAGUCAAUUCUGCUCCAGUUCAGAGAUUGUUAUUGACAUCAAAAUGCAAAGCUCUCAUUGUCUAUGUAGUUGCAUGUGAAUCAUUUCCUUUUUUGAGCAGACUGGUGGGGCACUGGAUUGUUCCAGCUGAAAAUUAUGUGUGAACAAAGUCUUCCUUCUAUUUCUUUCAGGAUUGGUGAGGACAUAAAGCUCUCAGAACUGGAACUAGGUAGAUUAGCAAACAAUAUCCAGGACCUACUUUACAGUGCCUCUGAUAUUUGCCAUGAUCGUUCUGUCAAGUUCCUAAUGGCUAGAGCAAAAGUAAGUUCCAUGCAUAUACCUGCGUCCCAGAAGAGUCCAGCUAGGGUCAUUAAUGUAAUCAUGUCCUUACACCUGGACCCAACACAGUCUAAAAAUAGCCUGAUGUCUAAAAAUAGCCUGAAAGUUGGAAAGGGCUUUGCUUUAUAUUUGAGAUGAUAUUCAUACAAUAGCCCAGGGUGAGGAACUGUUGGCGGUUCAGGUCACUCACCUGUCAAUCACCUGAUGACAUAAUGAUAUCAGAGAGUCCAUGCUGAUGGCGCUUUCCUUACUGCAUAGCCUUUUCAGCCUUUAUAAUGGGGUAGGAUAACAAUGAAAAAAGUUGUGAUGCUGUUACAAAACCUUUUCAUUUAGGAUGGGUUCCUGGAGAAAUUGAAUUCUACAGAGUUUGUUGCUCUUUCGCGACUGAUGGAAACUUUCCUCUUGGAUACAGAACAAAUCUGUGGUAGGAAGAGUAUGUCAUUGCGUGGUGCACUUCAGAGUCAAGCUAACAGAUUUGUAAACAGAUUCCAUGAGGAAAGAAAGACCAAACUCAGGUAUCUUUCUGUGAUUAUGUACAUGUGUGCUUCAAGGCUCCUUAAUUAACGCAACAGCUCCUGAAGCUUCCCACUACCACCACCUUUCGGAAUGAAAGGGCAAACGGUGGGAGAAAUGUGCUCCAUAAGAGCCAUCUGCCUCAGGGUUGGGUAGUUUAGCCCACCCUGACCUCAGUUUCUGAGACAGUGCCAUUUCUGUUGCUUAUAACUCCUUCCCAUUCCAGCCUAUAUUUGGUAUCAGGUUUUUCCCUGAGUUAUAUGGCAUUGUUCACUUAGCUCAGAGCAAAGUCAGGUGGCUAAUUGUUUGGCUAAAGUGUGUCGUCUGAUCUGAGGAACCAGGGUUCAAAUCCCCUUUCAUGAAGCUCACAGGGUGACCUUGGACCAGUCGCCAACACUCAGCCUGCCCUGCCCCACAGGGUUAUUGUGAGGAUAACUGAGGAUGGGGGAAAGAGUCAUGGGCACCACCUGGAGCUCCUUAGAGGUGGAAUAUAAAUGCAAUAAUAAACAGUCAAAGAAAAAAACAACCCAGUAGUUUAAUCUGAGGCCCAGUGUACACAUAAGCAGUAAUAACUUUCUGCACAUUGCAUCAUGUGAAAAGUGAGGAGCUGCUUCCCAUAAAGUUACCCAGUUUUGGUGUUACAGUUAACAGAGGUGGUUUAGUUGAAGUUGUCCAAACUGUAUGGCAACUCACUUCACACAAAUGCCUUUCCACAUCUUACUGAUGGCCACACAUGUGGCUCACUGGAUGUAUGAGUUGGAAUGAAAUCUCUUGAUGGUCAGACUGCCUCAUGAAUUUUCAUUCUCAUUUAUUUCCAUAAGGCUUUUGUCAGUACAGCUUUCUUUAGUAUGCCUGCCACAAUGAUUAGUACCAUAUUUUUCGCCCUAUAGGACGCACCAGCCCAUAGGACGCACCUAGAUUUGGGGGGGGAAUAAAGGGAAAAAAAUUAUUCCCCCCCCAGGCGCGGGGCUGGGGGCGGGGGAAGCCGGAGCUUCCCCCGACCCCAGAACAGGAGCCAGAGCGAUGCUUCGCGCCGGGCUCCCUAGGGCUGCACAUAGCUUUCUGAAGCCUGGAGAGGGAGAGGGGUCGGUGCGCACCGACCGCUAUUACUCACCAGGCUUCAGCAAAACCCUGUAUUCGCCCCAUAGGACGCACACACAUUUCCCCUUCAUUUUUGGAGGGGGAAAAGUGCGUCCUAUAGGGCGAAAAAUACGGUAUUUGAAUCAAUUGACUAUUUCAUGAUUUCAUCCUGGUAAGAAAUUUGAAAUCAGUACGGACACAUAGCUCUUCAAGGCAAUGUGUUCUAAUUGUUGAACUCCCCCUUCCUUUAUGUGUAUAAAUAGCCUCCUGCUAGAUAACGAGCGCUGGAAGCAGGCUGAUGUUCCGGCAGAGUUUCAGGAUCUUGUGGAUUCUAUAUCAGAUGGCAGAAUUGCUUUACCAGAAAAAAAAACAGGAGGUGAGUUUCUUGGCUCCUUGUUACUUUAGUAAUUUCCAUGUGGACAUGAUGCUGCAAAAUGUUGACAGGCAAAUUUUAUGUUUCUGGAGCAGUAGACCAUUUUUAAAGGGUUAAUUUACUUUGAAGCACAGUAGCAAACUGAGGAUGUUCAACCAAAUUAAAAGAAGAGAAAAGGCAAAGGCCGGAGGGAGGGAGGGAGUUGGGAAGGUUUGUCAUACCUCGCAGGGCUGCCUCCUCAGGGCUGCCGCCCAUGUCCCAGCCACCCACUCCUGCCCUGGACCGCUGACUGCAGCCUCUUGCUCCUCCCCUCCCAUCUCAGGGCAAGGUUCAGGACAAGGAAGGGGAUUCUUCCACCCUAGAAUCUAUCCUGGCUCACUUAAUGGCAGCAGCUGGAGCGGCCCAAAACAAAACAAACCUUCAUAUGGCAAAGAGACUGGAGCUCACAUGUCAGCCCACUUGCAGCAGGCUCAUUGGUCAGAAAAGCACUGCCUGCCCGUCCAGGGGACAGGAAUUCCCUUUACCAACACUACCACUUCCUUCUGUUUCUUUCUUUUUCCGUGCUUUAUCAGUGGAGAAGACAUUCAAAGCUUCAGAAAACAAACCAAAGCAAGGUUCCACUUCGAUCCAAAUGGAAGCAAAGUGCCUGUCCAAAGUUCUGAACCAAAAUAAGCUAUCUGAAGCAGGUUUUGGCUUUCCCUGUGCACACUCUCUCUCCCACCCACUUUUUUGGCUUCCCUGCAACCUUUUCCGCCAUCCAAGGCUGCUGUGUCCUCCCUCCCCGACUCUUCUUAGCUACAUAUCCCCUCAAACUUGGCUGUUUCACCCUCCUGAGUAGGAAGAAAGGGGUCGCUGGGAAUUCAGUCCAACAGAAGUGGCUGGAAGUUAAGGACCCCCCCCCCAAAUUCCCAGUUUUUGCUGGUGUGGAUAGUUGAGAGCAGCAGGCGCCUGAAGGGAACAUGGACCCCCUAAUGCUUGUGAGAGAAUCCUGUGUGCUACAAGUUGCGUGGGUGGUGCAUGCUCAGAAAUGGAGGGAAGCAGGUUCUUCAGCUGAGCCCCUGUGCAUUGUAAAGAAACUGUACUUUCUGAAUAAGAGCAUGCCUUGCGCCUGUGCAUUGUAAAGUACAUAGAGGGACUCUGUUGAAGAACCUGCUUCCCUCUGCACCUGAGCAUGCGCCCGGGGGACUAAGCUAGUCCCUCCGGUUCACAGACUGCAUGCCAGUGUUAUAAAGUGGAAAUGGAGGAGUAAAGUACAGGGUAAUUUUCAUCCCUGGGCCUUUUUUUAAAGAGACAGUUGCAAUGUUAUUUGUGUUGUUUUUAAUUUUAGAUCCCCCCUCCUUUUUUAUUCACUUGUUUUAGCACCUGAAGAAAGAAAGCCAACUGACUUCCUUGUUGUUGAUGGACAAAAAUAUGCUGUAGUUGGGUAAGACAUGUGUGUUCCCCAUCAUGGCAAGUUCACUUUUGAAUAUUAAAAUAUUUAUUAGUUUUGUGAAAGUUGAGGAAAACUCCUGAGUAAGUCUCCUGCAUAUAAUUCCCUUUUUAAAAUCCUCAGCAAAUUUCAGUCAAAUGUUUGUUUUCUUUCUUUUGAUCUUAUCAGGUGAUAAUUUGGGUUCCUCCAAAAUUAGUAGCCAGAGAUAUUAUAUGGUACAUACCACACCAGUAUUUCUGUUUUAAGUCACUGCUGUGUGCUCUGAACUUAGGAAAUGCUAGUAAAAAGAAAGAUUCAAAAGUAAGAUUUUUUUAAAAAAAGUUUUUCAUCUAAUUGAUCUUGCUGCUCUGACCCCAAUGUACUGUUGGGAUAGCAAUGAUUAAGUAAGAGUAGGAAUAUUUAAAAGAAGAGGAAGUAAAUUUAUAUGAUUUCUCUAAAAGUGAAUUGAUCAACAAAUGAAAGUGGUUCAUUAACUUUGAUGCCUGUAUUUUUUCUGGGUUGAGCCUCUAGAAUAUAAAACAGGAGGAACUGGUAUGCAUUAGUAUUUUUAUGUUUUAGCUGAAGAUUGUACUGUUAAUGCUGGAUUCCCUUUUUAUAUUGUUAUAUUUAUGUCCCGCUCUUCCUCCCAAGUUGCUCAAGGUGGUGUAUAUGGUACGCCCCCUUAUUCUGUAAGGUAGGUUAUGCUAAGGGACUGUGACUGGCCCAAGAUCAAUCAAUGGAAUUAAUGUCCGAGUGAGGACUUGAACCCUGCUCUCCCAGUUCCUAGUCCGACACUCUAACCACUCCACCAGUCUACUGUAUAUUUUGAAAUUUUGUUUGUCUAUCUAAACACUUAUGCAUUCAGUCAUCACUUAAGAUAUCUUAACCAAAUUUGGCAGGAUGGUUCUAGAGGUCAAAGAGGAGUGCUUUGUCUAUUUUGGAUAGGUUGCUGUUGGCUUCUUAGAAUUGCUGAGCACUCCCUGCGUGUGUGUGUGUGUAGUCACAGCAGUAUACUUCGUUGAAAUAACUUCGGAUCUUUUACCAUUUUGCUGCAGAAAAUUGCACCCUCCUACUCCGUCAAAAACACAUCAGUAGUUGGUAUUUGUGACUUUCCCUAAAAUGCACAAUCUCUUUCACUGACCAUAAGCUAGCUCUACUGAAGCCAGUGAGAAUUUCCCCAUUUAAUUCAAUGGCAUAUGAGCUGAACUCACCUGGAAAGUAAAAUUCAGGAGCCACAGUAGAAAUUGGCAGGCAAUGGUGUUGGCUAAUAGCAAAAGAUGAGAAGGAAAAGGUUGAAAUGUGUUUUUAAAGAUGUUUUGAUGACUUGCAGUCUGUCAUAUGGUCUGAGUGUGUAUGUUUGAUUCUUUGUCUUGCAGGACAGUGUUGUUGUUAAUUAGAAUCAUCCUUGAAUACUGCCAAUGUGUGGAUAGCAUCCCCUCAAUAGCUACUGACAUGCUUACUCGUCUGUCUGAUUUACUAAAGGUACAGCUCCCUCAGGUCCUUCCUAAAAUGCAGGGAAUGUAUCUUGCUUUUUAAAAUAUAUUUUUAUGAAAUGGCUUUAUGAAAAUAAAUAGGUAUGGUCAAGGAAAAUGUGGGGGGAAACAUCAGAAAACUUGUGUAGGACUUUGAACUCUUUUUGAUGCACACAAAAGUUUGUAAGAGAGCUUUCUGUUCAUUUUUUCACCUUGUGGGAUGCAAAGCAACUCCCAGUGUUGACUUUGAUAUUUAAGCCAUAUGCCUUCCUUCCGUCCUGUUGAAUGUCAUUAUUAAUUUUUGUGCUGCUCCUAGCUCACAGCCAGCUGGAUCAGCUUCAGACACUGAGAUUAAACUACAAAUUAGUAAAACAAAGAAUAACUUAAUCUAUAACUGAACAAAUUCAAAGGCCUUGCCUUGUGCUUUGAAAGACCAUUUGACUUAAUGCUGCUGAUAAAGGCCAGUAUUUUCAGUUUCUUGGAAGAGUUGUUUGUUUCUUUUUUAGCACUAAGGUGCUGAUUUCUGCAAGUAUCUAGCUGGAAUAAAAUAAGCACUGUGGCAUUGCAUGUCUCAGAAAAACUAAGAACUUGGUAAUUGUUGUCGUAAAGGAAGUGAGAAUCAUAAAUGUUGGAAGGGAUCCCAGAGUUCAUCUAGUCCCCACCCCCCACCCUGUACGAUACAGAAUCUGCACUAAGACUGUUAGAACAGCAGUUCAUGGAAAGAGGCUUUUCAAGCUCACGUCUCUCCUCCCCACUCCUAGAACCCUCUCCAGAGGUUCUGGGGGACGUAGUCCAGCUGGGUCAGACUAAAGCACUUUCCAGUCAAGCAGCAACCUGUUUUUCACCAUGCCCUCUCCUCUCCCACUCUUUCCCCCCAGCAACUGGUGUUUGGAGACAUGCUGCCUCGGAGGCUGAGAUGGUGCACAGCUAUCAUAACUUGUAGCCUUAUCUUCCAUGAAUUUGUCUAUAAGAUCAUAAGAUAACUACAACAUGACUCCCAAUUCCCAUCAGCCACUGUGUUACUGUUUACCUUUCUCUCUUUCUCAGUAUUUCAACUCAAGAAGUUGUCAGCUAGUGCUUGGAGCAGGUGCCCUGCAAGUGGUUGGCUUGAAAACAAUAACUACAAAAAAUUUAGGUAUGGAUUUGGCUUAAACUUUCUAUGGUCAUGUAAAUUCCCUUUUCAAUUUUCUAAAGAAACUUCGAGUAGGCAGCUUUUCCAGAACAUAUUUUUGUGGUUGCAAUGUGGUUGUAUUGCAAAUUCUUUUAUGGGCAGUAUGUGAAGGAGCUAGCGUGCAAUAGAUAUUUUAAAAUUCAGUUCAUGAAAAAGAGCUGCCUUCUGAUUAACUUUUGUGUACUGGCACAGUAAGCCUUUGGAACAUGCUGUUGGUGAAUUUCUAAAAUAAAAGUAGUAUUUCCUCAUGCAGAAUGCUGUGCAUAUUUUCUUUAUUGCAGUUUGCAUAGGAAAAGAUCUCAUAAUAUAGUAAUAGCUCUUCUGUGUUGUUUUCUUCUGUUUUCUUCUCUGUCUUCACAGCCCUCUCAUCACGCUGCCUGCAGCUCAUAGUGCACUACAUUCCUGUUAUCAGAGCUCACUUUGAAGCUCGCCUGCAACCCAAACAGUUCAGCAUGCUUAGGCAUUUUGACCACAUUACCAAGGUAUUUUUCUAAUAAUUUUCUGGAUUGAAAUACCUUGUUACUAUUGUUGUUGUUAUUAGGUAAGAAAAACCUGCAUGCAUUUUACAUUCCCUGCAUGGGCCGUCGUUUUGGUGGUUCCAACCUAGAGGUGUGCAUUACUAUGGUUGCAUAGUAAUAACCUCAGUGCAAUGUGAAUGUCCAUUUGCUCAUCUGCCUUUGUUCAUUGACAGUCCUGGGAAUAGAUGCUAUGGGAUCUCAUAAACCUUUUUCUUUUCUUCUGAAUUAGUUCACAUCCAUAAUACCAAUUCCAGCAACUGCCAACAGAUUCCCUUUGUGCUGCAGUCCCACCUGCUCUUGCUUCCUUUCUCUAAACUCCCAUCUUCCAUACUCCAUUGUACAUGGGAGAAAAAGCUGUCUUUUAAGCAUCUAGAACAGUGGUUCCCAAUUAGGGGCCCGGGGACCCCUGAGGGUCUGCGGAACACACUCAGGGGGUCCAUGGCACCGUCCCCUGCCAGGGACUUGCUUAUCUUGUUAACUGCACAGUGAAAGCCUUCCAGGGGCCAGCCAGCCUCUGCUCACAACCAGCACCUGCUUGCUGGUAGGGGAAAAACUUGUGAAAGAGUUGGGGGAUGGCAAGUAAACUGGGAUUGGGCAAAAACCUCUGACACAGUUUCAUAGGGAGGGGGGAAGAGAGUGCAAACAGCUCACAUGCUUAUCAUUUUAAAAAAAUGUAAGGGAUCUCUCCCCCCUUGCUCUCUACUUUUUCACUGAAAAGAACUUCUAAUUGCUUUCAACAACUAAUUUAGUUUAGAGGACUCUCCCACUGCUUGGUAGUACGGUUUUCAGUUAAUCUUGCCUUAUGAGUUUGGGAUUCAUGUCUCAUCUUGGAAGCCCAACAGGGGAAAUAGCUAAGCAAAUUGCAACUGUGAUUACCACAGCAGCUCAACCUCUGAUGAUUUAGUUUAGUGCUACGGCUGGGCAAUCCUUUCUUUUCAACAUUGUGAUAUAUCAGUAGCUAACAGAGCCUAGGACUUGCCGAUCAGAAGGUUGGCGGUUCAAAUCCCUGCAAUGGGGUGAGCUCCCGUUGCUCGGUCCCUGCUCCUGCCAACCUAGCAGUUCGAAAGCACGUCAAAGUGCAAGUAGAUAAAUAGAUACCACUUCGAUGCUCCGUGCGCUGCUCUGGUUCGCCAGAAGUGGCUUAGUCAUGCUGGCCACAUGACCCGGAAGCUGUACGCCGGCUCCCUCGGCCAAUAAAGCAAGAUGAGCGCCGCAACCCCAGAGUUGGUCACGACUGGAUCUAAUGGUCAGGGGUCCCUUUACCUUUACCUUAAAUACCGGUAUAUGCUGAUAUAUUACUAUGUCUGGAAUUUAUCUUGGCUUCUUCUUCCCACCUUAGGGCAGUAAGAAGCAGCUGAGAAACAUGGCCCACCCCUACACAGUGAGCGAGUUCCGAUGCCUCUCGGGCUUAUGUUUGAUCCGAGGAGCAUUGGGGCUUUGCUGAAAGAGGCCUCUCGUCCCCCAGCUGAAUGAUCCAGAGGGGGGCUGGAAGCUCCCUUAACUGCACGGCUGAGGGGAGCGGCAACCGUGCACCCUUCAGUGGAGCAGUUUCAUUGAGCCCCCACCCUGCCACCAGCUCAUGUGACCGCAGGGCAAAUUAGAGGCUCCAUAAAACUGCUUGGCUGAGGCAAGGGCAGUCGCAUGCUCCUCCGCCGAGCAGUUUAAAGACGUGGAGGGAGGAACAAGCUGUAUUGUGCCUCGCCGACACAGCUUGUUUCUGCCUCUGUCGGUGUGAGGGCAGAGUGGGAUGGCGGCUUCACUCCGUGGUAGAUUGCUGGUGAAACGGCUUCAGCUCCCGAGUUCCUCUGCUACCAGCGCCAGCUGGAGGGAGCCAAGAGCUCAAAGAGAUUAAUGAGUUGAGCACAGGAGGACUAAAUAGCAGUAAUAAAUUACUACUACUACUACUACCAUCAUUCCAACAUUCCAGCUGUUUUCCACUCAGUCUUCCCCAAUGCCUUAUCAAGCCCUGGCCAAGCCUUCACCUAUGUCUUGAAGGUGCAAGAUCCCUUAGUUAGCAGAACCAUAUGCUGCAAAAUUCUGCUAGGAUGUACCAUUUCAGAUUAGAAGUAAGGAAUAGCAUGUUUGAAUACUCUCUCAUACAAAAAGCCUUCUGCAUAUAGAACAUGUACAAGUUAGGGACACAAUUCCUUUUUAAAAAUUCAGUUGUAGUGGGGACACGUUUUUCCUUCUGUCUGGUGAUAGGCAGUUUUUGGUAAUAUAACAAAUUUUACAUAAAAUCCUUUAGUAAAGCUAAAAUCCCCUAGGCUACCCCACAUUUUCCUCAAAUAAUUGCUUUGCACAGGUAAGUAGGGGUCUGUGGCUUGGCUUUAGAAAAAUAGGGGGUCCUCAGUAAUUAGCUAAUUGUGAACCACUGAUCUAGAAGGAUUGAGGAAGACAAAGUCUUGUUUCAUUUGCAUGGAGAUUUGGAUAAGAUAAGAAACUGUAAUGGGCUUGAGAGAGAUGUCAUUUCUUCCAUGCAGAAGGGAAAAAAUUGCUUUUCCUGACUUUCAUACUGUUGCACAAGUCAGGGAAAUCUCUUGACUUUUCCCAAAACUCCCAGCUGCCACAGGUGUUGGUAGUGAGGACAAAUGUAGACUAGACUAAUUGGUCAGCCGGCAUUUGUGGGCGCCUUCCAAGUAAGUAUUACUGAUUAAAAAUGUAGCAGCAGCGGCAAAUGCAUUGUAGUCAUCUUUGUUUUUCUUCAUGCCUUCUGGAUAGGCUCUUUAGGACAGACUCUUGCAUAAAUAUAAAUAAUAAAUAUUAUAUUCUUUUCAGGAUUAUCAUGACCACAUAGCUGAAAUUUCAGCAAAGCUCGUAGCCAUAAUGGAUAGCUUAUUUGACAAGCUGCUCUCUAAGGUAAAUAUUUGCGGAUGGAAUCAUGCUUCUUAACAAAGGUUUAAGUUCUUCAGCUCAUGCAGAAUACUCAGUGGGUACAUGGACAAUACUUUCCUUGUUCAGGUGCUUAUUGUUUCUUAGCAGUUCAGAAUGCUUAGGUAUUUUGACUACGUUAGCAAGGUAUUUUUCUAAUAAUUUUCUGGUUUGAAAUGUCUUAUUUUUAGUAUUGUUAUUUGUAGCAGAGAAUUAUAGAGGAUACCUUUAAGUUUUAUCAGAUAAUUGCUCCAAGAGGUCCACUGUGCAGUAUUUUGCUAACUUGUUACAUUAGUAGUUCAAUGGCAAAUAAAAGCAUAAAUGUCCAGAUGUGGACCCCAGACUCAUAAGGCAAGGUCAGGUGUGCCUCCCUUAUACCUGAAGUGUCACAUUCUUAAACAAAGAAUCCAGUUCCACUCCAAACCCAGACUCUGUGUGUGCAGAGGUGGACAUGGGAGUUCCCCGUGCAAACAGCCCCUCCCAUUGCAUGCUGAGCUAUAUUGUAUGUACAUAAAGUAACUAUAUUGUGCAUAGCUCUAUUGUGCAUCGUAUUUGCAUUUGCAGAAAACUUACAUACUGUUCUUUGGGGCAGUUUUUCUUAACAGCUGGGAAAGAGGAUAUUUUAUGGUAGUUAUCUGAUCAGAAUUUUAGCACAUUACAAAUCAUCUGUAUAGCACAUCAUAGUUGAUGAUGAGAAACUGAACCAGUCAGCAGAAAGAUUAUUACUCCUGAUGAGACUAGGGUCUCAGGGUUGGAUACAUUAAUUUCAAAUACAAUGUUAAAAAUAGUUUAAAGCAAUCUACUUGUGGUGAAACCUGGCUCCAGAAUCACAAAAAUAGGGUGAUUUAGGGUGAAACUCUUAAGAAGAUAUUUAUCAGGUGUCAAAGGCCAAGGUAAAGAUGCGUGCCUUCAGCAUUCAUUGAAAAUAUAUGUUGAAGUUGCCAGGCACAGCUUUGAGGAGAGAGUUCUACAAACUAGGGCCUACCACAGAGAAUGCCUUCUCCUGGGCCACCACCCCAAGUUUCUGUGGACAGCAGAACUACCAAGCAGGCAUCCCCUGCUGAUCUGGAGACCUGAGAGGGUCCGUAGGGAAGGGGGUGGUCCUUCAGAUAUUUGGGGCCUGAAUCAUUUGGGCUUAAAAUGCUAACAUAAGCACCUCCUUAGAUUGGGCCCAGAAAUGAACUGGCAACCCAUGAAUUUCCAGUGUUUUUUAAAGUAGCAGCCAGAAAACAACUUUAGUGACACAUUCCCUGUCUUUGUUAAUAGUAUGAGGUGAAAGCACCUGUUCCUUCCACCUGCUUCAGGAAUAUUUGUAAACAGAUGGCCAAGAUGCAUGAAGCAAUAUAUGACCUUCUUCCUGAGGAGCAAACACAGGUGAACCGUUUUGAGUGGUGUGUUUAUUUCUGCUGUAGGAGUGUCACGUAUGCUCCCAAUAGUUGAAGAGGCAACUGCAAAUGAAGUCUACAUUUGCUGAUUACUCAUAUAAGGAGGAUCACAUCUCAUGUUAUUUAAGAUCUUGGCUUAAAAUGCUAUGCAUAUGUAAAUUAUUCCUUAUUUUAUGUAACACAUAAAUAGUAAACAUCCAAAAAAUAGAGAUCAGUAUUGGAAUAGCUUUACCUCAUUUGAAAUAUGGCUGCAAGUCAAGCCUUUAAUUAUGGAGUCUUUUAAUAGCCUUGGGGAAAUGGUCCACUAGGUAUUUCUGUGUUGUCAUGCUGAACCAGGUGGGUUGGUUCCCCCUAGCAUUCAAAGGCAGGAAUGUUCUUAGGAACUUGUAACUAACUCGUUCCCAGAAGCGACCUCAUUCUGGUUUUUUUGCCAGGUUAGAGAAGGAAGAAAUUGUGGGAGAUCUGCAGUCAACCCUAACAGUGCUAGUGAGUAUAGAGUAGGAUCAGUGAUGGGAAAGAUGUUCUUCUCUCCCUCUUUCUCAUGCUGCACACCAUGGAGGCAGACAUGCCUCUACACAGCUCUCUGCCUCGUGUGUCUGAGGCUGCCUUUGCUGCAUUUAUCAUCCCAGAAACAAGUAUCUUCAUUUCUUAAUGUUGCUACAUGUCUGUGACUUGAUUAAGUAAGGCAUUUUUAAACUAACUUCAGAGUGUGGUCUAUUUCAUUGUAUGGGGUGGGGUAGAAGGGGACCAGUUGACUCAAGCAGCAGGAAUGGAAUCAAAAGGUUUAAUAGCCCAAUCCUGUGCUUCUUUAAUCUGCUUGAUGCCAGAUUUAAACUCUGCUACUGGGGCUCUUUAUGCACUAGUCCCGUGUUUUUAAAAACUGGCACCAGCCAUUUCCCUAUUGUUUGUUAACCCACACACAUGGGUCCUCUUACCAAUACCCAUCAGAAGUUUACAGGAUCCACACAAAGAUGGAAGAAAGUUCCAGUUGCAAGCAGUGCCCGGUGGUAUUGUCUUGCCAGCGACCCAGAGUAGUCUGCUGCCAUCUGUGGAAAUAGUGACUGAGGUUGCUUCUGGAAAUGGGCUAGUUAGAAGUUCCUGAGAGGCAAGUAUAUUCCUGCUCUCAAGUGCUAGAGGGAGCCAAACCCACCAGGUCUAGUAUGGCAGGAUGGGAGAAGUAAUGGACUCUUUUUAUUUAAAACAAGUAACACAUACUAUUUAAUUGCAGAUAUUGUCUCAUUAAUUUUACUUGUAAGUUUGUGUGUGCUUGGGCAAGGAGAUUCCCAUGAAUCAGAAAAUAAGUAAACCAUUUCUUGGUACUAGUUUAAAUAUUAUGGCCCCUACGUGAAAGCUACUGACAACCAUAUCUCCAUGGCCACGCCCCAAGUGGGACUGUAGCAUCUAUAAGUAGCUUCACACCACCACUGUAUAUUAUUAACCUUUGGCGCAGUCCAUUCAUGCAGAGUUGUUAUGUGAGAUGACAUCAUGAAAAAAUAUGCCAUACUUAAGCAUGGUUCUGAAGGAAUGGGUUUCCCAAACCCCAUGGGGGGGGGGAGUACCCCUCCUCCCUGUGCCUUGGUGCGUUGGCCAGGAAACCCCAAACAGGGGUUUGGGAAACCCAUUCCUUCAGUUCCGGGGGAAAGUAUGGAGAACUAGGGGGUUGUUUUUUAAAAUAAAAACAAAAAUGCUGGAACCAUUAUUUAUGAAGUGCUCAUUAUUUUCUGUGCUGGCGGAAGUGCACAGUGGCACAUAAAUGCGAAGUUGGGUAUGUACAUGAAACUGAGUACAACUCACAACUUAAGUGCAUUUAACUUGCACACAUAUGCUUGGCAAUAAAAUAAAAAUAAGGGGGCAGACAUAUGGGAAAAGAAGAGUUUGGCAAUCCUACCCACCACUGAACCCAGUGUGUUUUGACAUUACACAAUUUUGGCUUUACGCGCUAGCCCCAGAACAUAACCUCGGCGUAAGUUGAGUCUUCUGUAUUCUUCAUAGUCACUCCUCAAGAGAACAAAACCUUUCACCUUCUUACUAUAUAUUCUAAAAAGGAACAUCUUCUAUAUUGUUCUCUAGAUGUUGUUUUUAAGAAUUAAUGCAAGCUACAAACUUCACUUGAAGAGGCAAUUGGCCCACUUAAAUGUAGUCAAUGACGGAGGACCUCAAAAUGGGUAUGUUACACAAGGUUUUUUAUAUAGGAGUUCAAGGGUAAGGCUGCUAAAUACAGUCUAUCUCCUUUAAGCAUUUGAUUGAUACUGCUGGAUGGCUGUGCACAGAAAAGGACCUAACGCUAUGGGAAAGAACACAAGUGUUGAGAUCCAGAAUACAAUAAACGUUUUGAGAAAGAGAAUUCUAGCAAGAGAAUAUGGAAUUUAAUGGAUGCAUAUUUGAUGUAGUUAUAGAAGUUAUAUUAUUAAACACAAAACAUAGUAUUUUGUGAUUUUGAACAUCACAGCUCUUCAGGAAUUAAAAACAGUUUUACUACUACCUUACACUAAUAGUAGAUGGUGAUAUUUUCAAACUGUAUUAACUAUACAGGGUGGCCCAAAAGUAGGUAUACAGUUGAAUCAAUGAAAUUCAUCACAACAGAUUAUUUGGGUACACAUAGGUGACACACAACAAAGUUGCAGUUAAAUUUCAGGCUGGCAGUUAGAAAUAAUAGUGGAGUCAGAUAAAAGGAUUAUUGUGAAUGAUGAUGGCAAACUUGAGUCCGGUACAAAGGAAAUGGAUUCUAAAGCAGUAUACCUACUUUUGGGCCACCGUGUAUUUGUGUUGAAAUGCAACACAAAUACAGUACAAAGCAAAAUAGAUCAGGCUUAGCGCACAAGACCAAGUGCACAACACUUAGCUUGAAACAAGAUCUAAAAUUCUUGCCUAUAGAUCCAGCCCUUUUGUCUCCUCAAUGUGUUUAUUUCUGUUUCAGAUUGGUUACAGCAGAUGUAGCUUUUUACACUGGAAAUCUCCAAGCUUUGAAAGGGCUUCAAACCCUAGACUUGAACAUGGCUGAAAUCUGGGAACAGAAGAGGUGAUAGUCCAGCAGAGCAGAAUUGCCUCUUGGCAUGGGAUGGUUUCUUCUUUGUAGAAGAUGAAUUAUUGGAACAUAGAAGAGGAAGCUCCCUUGUGAUGUGGUGAAAACCAACUAUGGGAAUGACUUUGAUAGUUCUUUUGCAAGAAAAGUGAUCAGUUCUCUGUGCAAUUUCUUCAUUCUUUCUGGAACGAGGCUCAGGUUUCUUUGGACCAAAUCCAAAAGAAUAUAUAGCUGUAACACAGCUGUAGUUUUCUAGAGAGUGCUCUGUAAAUCUUUAUAUUAAAAAGAUGCUUUGCAUUUCCUCUAGUGCAAUGAAAUUCACAUGGUGUCUCACCUUUAUUUAAUGAUGGUAGUUUGAAAAUUCUUGCUGUUGAAUUAUAGAAAAUGUUUUCAGUAUAAAACUUUACUGUUAAAUUAUUUUUUUACAGAUGUUUCUAUAAAGUCUUAUCUGCAUAGAUUUGGAUUUGUUAGGGUGCAUCCUGUUCCAAAGUAUUUCCAUAAAUGAUCUUCAUACUCCCACCAGAAGAUGACAUUUUAAAUGUUUCCCAGCUCUUGAAAGUAAAGCCCUGCAACUUAUUCUGAGUAUAAGGGCAUGUUAAUAAGAUAGCUUAUCAUAGCCAGUAAGCUUGUCAAACUAUGGGGGGGGGGGAGUGUGUUAAUUUUUUGAACACUUCUUUUAAGAACCCCUGCCCACUCUAUUUAAAAUGUUAUGUGUAGUUCUGACUACACAUAAGUGCAGCAGGAGAUGAGGCAUGACUAAUUUAUGAAUACUUUUUCUAAUGCUACCUUUCAGGCUGGUACCUGCCUCUCUUAAGUAAUGAAGUGCCUGUGUAUUUCACCUCACAGCAUUUUUACCUAAACCCAGUGAGUGCCUACUCUUGUGAUGAUUAUGUACAAUGAUAGUCCACCAUGUUUGUGUGCCUGUGAUUUCUUCAGACAGGCAUGCCUAUCUGUUAACAUUAGCAGAAGCCGUUGUCAAUCAAAUAAAGUUGUAAAAAUGAGCUGUUUAAGAGAGCAACUUCUUUAAGAAUAGGAUAAGCACAAGGCCAGAUUUUGUUAACAACACAAAAGAAAAUUCAGACAGGGGGCUUGAUGUUUUAUUUCCGUACCUUCCAGAUGUGGAAUUUGUUUCCACAUUUGUAACAAGCAAAACAUGAUUUAAUUCUAAGAACAUAAAGUACACUGAGGUGGUGAUAUUUUCCCAUAUUUAGAAGUACAUUUAGGAUUUCUUAAGAAGUAAUAGCUAAAAAGUAAGAGAAGCUAGAAGAUGAGGGGUGACAGUAAAGGAGUAACAUUCUAAGGUGUCUCUUCUUUGGGUAAACAGAGAGCAAUAACUCCAGCUUUAGAGAAGGAUAAAAGUGAGGUAACUGAGCAAUGCUAUCGUUGCUGUGAUGGUACUAUAGCCUGAAGGUAUUAACUGUAGGAAGGAAGACAAUGUUAACAGUUAAGUACUAGACAUUUUAAACAGCUUAUGUGCCAUAUUAAUAAAUCAUCUAAGUGUUUUAUCAUGGGUGCCAUUUAUGCUUUAUAAGGUGGUUGCACUUAAUAGUUAACAGCAUAUUUCACAGCUUUUUCAGUUACAAGCCAUUCAAAACUCAUUGAACAUCAGCAUCUUAAAACAUCUUACACAAGAGAUGUCUGCCUUUUCUUAAGACAAACAAUAUUGCACUUUAGAUUAUAUUAGCUGAAUUAUAGAUUCAUUUAAAGAGCUGCAUCUUAAAUAUUCUUUCAGUUAAGAAAGUUCAGAAAAAUUACUUAGAAAUAAUACUGUUGGUACAGUGAGUGGAUAGCUAAGUAUAGAGACCUUCUGUGUACAAAUCUAAUGCCUAUGGGUUCUUCCACUUGUGAAACUAGGAAAUAUUACCAACAUCUCUAUUAGUUCACUUAUUGGAUCAGUGAUCAAGGAUCCGAAGAUUUCCAGAGACUAUUUUGUUCUCCAAUACAGCUCCUGGUGGGAUAUCUAUCCUGUCACCAUGGUUUGCAAUGAUGAUGACGGUUCCCUACAUAAUAAAAGAAAAAGGGGGAAAAAGUCAGAUCCUUUUUUUUAUUGAGUGUGCUGCUUGGACUUGAACUCUUUAAUUAGAUUUUCUUAACUCAGCUUUUAACUGUUUUGAAUUAAUUCUAAUACAUUUCAUACAGUGAUUCAUGCCAAACUUGUAUGGCUGGUAUAAAAUAAAUACAUCCUAAAUAUUUACCUAC